AUUUUGAUUUUGAUUACAGCUUGAUUCCACGCUGAUGGUAAGUUCAGUGUGACACUAAUUUACGUAAUUCAGGAAUAUCGCGAAAUCGCCAAAUAUGUUUUGACAAGUUCACCAGACUGGUUCCAGUCAAACGUAGUGGCCGUUACAAAUUGGCAAGCUAAUAACAAUGGAGGACGUGCUCUUGUUGCAUUUUCCUCUCGUUCAUAUAUACACGUUCUCAUCAUUAAACAAGAAAUGAACUGGGAAAAUCAACAGGAAUAUUCGUGGGGUUGUGUGGGCCAGAUAAUUGCCCACCAAGACAAAAUAUCGGCAGUAACCUUUGAUGAGUGUGCUUGUUUGCGUGUGGUUUCUUGUGGCUUUGAUGGUUUGGUUCGACGUUGGAAGUAUUUCAGUCAAGAAUGGAUGCUGGAGACCGAGUUUAAUAUACAGGAAGUGCGGGGAAAUAUCAACCCAACAGCUGUCAGCUGUUUCUCCUGCUCUGCAAAUGAGUCAUACAACUUCGUGGGCACAGAUAGAGGGUGGCUUUUUGUAUGGGUUGUUGACUGUGAGACGAAUAAAUCUUACUAUGUAUCUAAAAAAUUCGAAAACGACUCUGUUGUGAUGUGCGCAUGGGAGAAAUGUGCAAUAGUUCAAUCCAUUUCGCGAGUUGCUGUCGGUUACAAGAAAGGAAUUGUGUGUGUUUAUUCAUUUAUACCGUCGGAUAUUUCUUCAACUCCAAGCAUCGUACAGUUGACCCGCUUCUAUGCUCAUGAGGCGGAUAUCUGUCAUAUUGUAUGGCGCUCAAGUGCUUCUGCGUCAUCGUCAGAUCCUGAGAUUCUUACAUGCGGACGUGAUCAGAUGGUUAAGGUAUGGAAUGUCACCACUUCAGAAUGUACUUCAUCUUACCAAGUUCCCGGUCAAUUACGUCAACAAUUUGGAAAUGCUGGACGACAUAACGAGAAAAGUGAACAAAAUGGAGCUCCAUGGAUAUCUGCUUGCUACACACCAGGAAGUGAUUCGUCAGUGAAUGUUUUAUUCUCAAGUGCACGAGGUGGAUUAUUUCACUGGGAUUGCAAAGGAACGCCUAGCUGUAUGUCGCUUGACAGUCAGGGACAUUCUAUGCUAAUUUUCUCAAUGCACUACUUUCUUAAUUCACCAGGACUGGUAAUCACUUUGAGUCAAGAUAGAUUUUUGAUUGUUUGGCAGUUGGUGGAAGGAUCUAAGUUGUCAGUGAUUCUUAAAGUACCUACAAUGUCUGCAGGUGUUUGCUCUUUAGCUCAAUCUGAAUUUAGCAAUGGUCCCUUAGUUGCAGGUCUUUCAGACGGUUCCAUCAUAUUUUGGAAGUUUCCUGCACCAGAAUUGUUUGGCGAAAGAAAUUCUUCUGAUAAUCAAAAGAAAGAAAAGUUUGUUUCAAUAUCACCUCGAGGAUGCAAAUCAUCUUCGAUAACCACUCUGUCUUGUCAUCCUUUACCGCAGUUUGAAAAUGUUAUUGCUUAUGGCACUGAAUCACGUUGUGUGGAGAUUGUAGAUAUUAAUAAGCUACGAAGAAUGAAAUCACAAAAGCCUAAACCGCAGCUGUAUGCAUUUGGUUCAACUGUAUAUCGAG
Molecule: messenger RNA, 1585 nt
Organism: Trichobilharzia szidati
Lineage: Eukaryota; Metazoa; Platyhelminthes; Trematoda; Strigeidida; Schistosomatidae
Source: the annotation of a GenBank genome assembly